AUGGGCAUCCCUGAGCACGUCAUCAAGAAAUAUGCCGCCGAGCGAGAAAAGCGACUUCGUCCCGACCAAGUCGCUCAGUUCGUCGACUUUCGGGACCCGACACUCGCCAGCAUGGACAAGGACCCAUAUGUCAACUAUGAGGCGCUUACUUCCAAGGGGUUCCCUCUCAAAGAUGGCGCGGAGGUCAAGUUCCUCAUCGCAGGAGCCGGCAUGUUGGGCCUGAUGACUGCUUAUCAUUUGGUGACCAAGGCUGGCAUCAGUAGUAAAGACAUUGUCCUGGUAGACAAGGCGGGCGGCUUUGGAGGCACUUGGUACUGGAACCGCUAUCCAGGUGUCGCCUGUGACAUUGAAGGAUACUGUUACGUGCCCUUGUUGGAGGAGACUGGCUACAUGCCCAAGCUGAGAUAUUCCAACGGCUACGAGAUUCGUGAGCAGCUUGAACGAAUCGCUCACACAUGGGACCUCCAAGGACAGUUCUGUACCACUGUCACUGACCAGAAGUGGGAUGACAAGGCAAAGCGUUGGGUCGUGACGAUGCUCCACAAGCUGGGACUUGACCAAGAGCCAGAAAAGAUAACUGUUCGGUCGCAGUUUUUGCUUCUAGCUGGAGGCAUUCAGAUGUGCCCUCACGCUCCGAAGCUGAACGGGCUCGAUGUCUUUCAGUCCAGGUCAGAUAAGGUCCUGAUGCACACUGGGCGUUGGGACUGGUCCAAGAGCGGCGGUUCUCAAGAAAGGCCAGACGUGACCAAGUUUCAAGGCAAGCGAGUUGGCAUCAUUGGAACUGGAGCUACGGCUGUCCAAGUUGCCCCAUAUCUGGCCAAGCGGGCAAAGGAGCUCUACAUAUUCCAGCGAACGCCCUCAUACGUUGGGCCGCAGCCUCAGAAGGAGACGACAGUUGAGGACUGGUCCAAGGUGGCGAAUAAACCCGGUUGGCAGUAUGAGCGCAUUGCCAGCUUGGACGCCAUGUUCACGGCAAAGGAGGAUGCUGAGGACAAGAUCCAGGAUGGCUGGACUAACAUGGUGGGAAUGACUGCCAUGGCUGGCCACGCAGGUAAAAUCGUCACCAAGGAGGAGGAAGAGCAACACGUCAAGGACAUGCUCAACCGGGACUAUCCAUGGACCGAAGAGAUGCGGUCGCGCGUUGACGCUCUGAUCAAGGACCCAUCGACGGCCGAGAAACUCAAGGCCUGGUACUCUGGCUUCUGCAAGCGUCCAACCUUCCACCCCGAGUACCUCUCCCUCUUCAACGAGCCCAACGUUACACUCGUUGAUACAGAUGGUAAGGGUGUUGAGGGGUACACUCCCAAUGGCGUCAUGGCCAACGGCCGGGAACAUGAACUUGAUGUCCUCGUCCUUGCGACAGGCUACACUGUUGGGCUCGUCGAUUCUUGUCCUUCGUCAGCACUCAAUGCGACUCUGACGGGACGUGAUAACAGACUUCUUAAGGACAAAUGGGAUGGGCCAGACUAUGGCACCCUUUACGGCGCCAUGACGGAGGGGUUUCCAAACCUGUUCUUUGCCUCUGGUAACGGGAGCACCGUGUCUCAGAACGCGCAUAGCUUCUAUAACCUCCUCACCCGACUAAUUGCACACGUCGUCAAGGAAACUUUCAUCCGAGCAGAGGACCCGGCCAGGGCAACAGUUGAAGUUCAGAAGAGCUCUGAGGAUGCGUGGUCCGAGGAGAUUGCCAAGCGAGCCCGAUGGUUUUCUGCCUUUCCCACCUGCACCCCGGGAUACCUGACUGGUGAAGGUAUGGUUCAGUCGCAAGGCAGCCUCACUGAAGAGGAGGAGCAUGAAAUGGCCAAGAGGUCUUACUGGGGUGAAGGUAUCCUCAGUUUCCAGGAGGUUGUCCAUGGAUGGGUGGAGGGGGGGAAAUUGGAAGGAUUGGUCAUUGCGUGA
This is a messenger RNA of Fusarium falciforme, 1899 nucleotides long. RefSeq lists its product as hypothetical. The coding region runs from base 1 to 1899 and encodes 632 amino acids. The record is from RefSeq and is a predicted model, not a curated record. The transcript has 2 exons. NCBI's taxonomy places the organism in Eukaryota, Fungi, Ascomycota, Sordariomycetes, Hypocreales, Nectriaceae.